Microcebus murinus (gray mouse lemur) is the source of this 5195-nucleotide messenger RNA. It is a transcript of the gene TBX3, whose product is annotated as T-box transcription factor 3. Gene Ontology annotation, molecular function: RNA polymerase II cis-regulatory region sequence-specific DNA binding; DNA-binding transcription factor activity, RNA polymerase II-specific. Gene Ontology annotation, cellular component: chromatin; nucleus. The record is from RefSeq and is a predicted model, not a curated record. Gene Ontology annotation, biological process: regulation of transcription by RNA polymerase II; positive regulation of DNA-templated transcription; cell fate specification. Lineage: Eukaryota; Metazoa; Chordata; Mammalia; Primates; Cheirogaleidae.
GCAUUUCAGACGUGGGCUGAACGAGAGCGAGCGAGCGAGCUCUGCGGCUGCAGCGAUCUCUCGAUAAGCCACCUAGAGGCGACUCUGUGCGCGCGCUCCCCAGUGGCUCCCGCCCUCCCUCUGAUCAUGUUGACAUAUUCACAGGACAGGCAGUAGUACCGAUGCGGCGCUGCGACGUUACAGUUUCCGACACCUUCUUUUUAUAACUCGGCUCUAUCCCGCAGCACUCGACCUGUGAAAACCACGCCUAUGCAGCAACACAAUUGGUCCGAAAGCGUCAAAGAGCCAAUCAAGAGGCCUCCGGCUCCCCGCAGCCCACAGCGCAGCCCGACCUUCUAGAGCCGCCGAGCAGACGCCCGGGGAAUUCUAGAGGCGGAGGAGGGUGGCGAGGAGCUCUCGCUUUCUCUCGCUCCCUCCCUCUCCUACUCCGACUCUCUCUCUCUCUCUCUUUCUCUCUCUCUCUCCUUUCCAUUUUCCCCCUCUAAAUCCUCCCUGCCCGGCGCGCCUGGACGCAGAUUUAGGAAGCGAAUUGGCUCACGUUUUAGGACAAGGAAGAGAGGCACGGGAGAAGAGCUCUCUGCAAGAUUCGGAUUGAAACCCAGGCACCCUCCGGAGGCUCGGAGUGGAGGAAGGAGGAGGAGGAGGAGGGCGAACGGAAGCCAGUUUGCAGUUCAAGUUUUGAUAGCGCCGGUCGGAGGGGGUUUAAAUCAGAAUUGUUUUGUUUUGUUUUGUUUUGUUUUUUAAGAGUGACUUUUCCGCUCUCUCGCCCCCGGUGCAAGCCGGGUCUAGCGCAACUGCAGACGCCUCCAGCGAGGAAGAGAGGGAGGAAGAGAUAGGGAGGCGGGGGAAGAAGAAAAAGGGAAGGUAAAAAGUCUAGGAGAACCGUUCGCAUUUGCAACAAAGAACCUAGGGACUGGGGAGGGAUUCCCGGGACGCAGGGCUGGAGUGUCUAUUUCGAGCUCAGCGGCUGGGGCUCCGGCGCGAGUCGAGAGCCUGCUCGCUGCUCUCGCUUCUGAAACCCACUUUCAGGAGCGGCUUUUUGAAAACGCAAGGCACGAGAACCCGAGCGACUAUGUCUCCUGAUUUUUCGCCUUGCCCUCUUUAAAAGCGGCAUUCUCCUCCCCAAAAGACACUUCUCCCCCCUCCCUUUGAAGUGCUUUAGUUGUGCUUGCUUCUUUUUUUUACUCCCUCUUUUUCUUUUGAACUAUGUGCGGCUGGUAAACAAACAAACAAACCAAAAAAAAAAAAAACCCCAAAAGCCAAAGACAGCAGCUGCGGACUUGUCCCCGGCUGGAGCCCGGCGCCCCGCCUGGAGUGGAUGAGCCUCUCCAUGAGAGAUCCGGUCAUUCCUGGGACAAGCAUGGCCUACCAUCCGUUCCUACCUCACCGGGCGCCGGACUUCGCCAUGAGCGCGGUGCUGGGUCACCAGCCGCCCUUCUUCCCUGCGCUGACGCUGCCUCCCAACGGCGCGGCGGCGCUCUCGCUGCCCGGCGCCCUGGCCAAGCCGAUCAUGGAUCAGUUGGUGGGGGCGGCGGAAACCGGCAUCCCGUUCUCAUCCCUGGGGCCCCAGGCGCAUCUGAGGCCUCUGAAGACCAUGGAGCCCGAAGAAGAAGUGGAGGAUGACCCCAAGGUGCAUCUGGAGGCUAAAGAACUUUGGGAUCAGUUUCACAAGCGGGGCACGGAGAUGGUCAUUACCAAGUCGGGAAGGCGAAUGUUUCCUCCGUUUAAAGUGAGGUGUUCUGGACUGGAUAAAAAAGCCAAAUACAUUUUACUAAUGGACAUUAUAGCUGCCGAUGACUGCCGAUAUAAGUUUCACAAUUCUCGGUGGAUGGUGGCAGGUAAAGCUGACCCUGAAAUGCCAAAGAGAAUGUACAUUCACCCGGACAGCCCCGCUACGGGGGAGCAGUGGAUGUCUAAAGUCGUCACUUUCCACAAACUGAAACUCACCAACAACAUUUCGGACAAACAUGGAUUUACUUUGGCCUUCCCAAGUGAUCACGCAACGUGGCAGGGGAAUUAUAGUUUUGGUACUCAGACUAUAUUGAACUCAAUGCACAAAUACCAGCCCCGGUUCCACAUUGUCAGAGCCAAUGACAUCCUGAAACUCCCUUAUAGUACAUUUCGGACAUACUUAUUCCCUGAAACUGAGUUCAUCGCUGUGACUGCAUACCAGAAUGAUAAGAUAACUCAGUUAAAAAUAGACAACAACCCUUUUGCAAAAGGUUUCCGGGACACUGGAAAUGGCAGGAGAGAAAAACGAAAACAGCUCACCCUGCAGUCCAUGAGAGUGUUUGAUGAAAGGCACAAAAAGGAGAAUGGGACCUCGGAUGAGUCCUCCAGCGAACAGGCAGCCUUCAACUGCUUUGCUCAGGCUUCUUCUCCGGCAGUCUCCACUGUAGGGACAUCAAACCUCAAAGAUUUAUGUCCCAGCGAGGGGGAGAGCGACGCGGAGGCCGAGAGCAAAGAGGAGCACGGCCCCGAGGCCUGCGACGCGGGCAAGAUCUCCACCACCACGUCGGAGGAGCCGUGCCGCGACAAGGGCAGCCCGGCGGUCAAGGCGCACCUCUUCGCGGCGGCGGAGCCCGGCGGCCGGCCCCGCGACAGCGGGCGGCUGGACAAGGCGUCGCCCGACUCGCGCCACAGCCCGGCCACCAUCUCGUCCAGCACCCGCGGCCUGGGCGCGGAGGAGCGCAGGAGCCCGGGCCGCGAGGGCGCGGCGGCGGCCGCCAAGGCGGAGGAGGCGCGCGCGCUGCCGGGCAAGGAGGCCUUCGCGCCGCUCACCGUGCAGACGGACGCGGCCGCGCACCUGGCCCAGGGCCCCCUGCCCGGCCUCGGCUUCGCCCCGGGCCUGGCGGGCCAGCAGUUCUUCAACGGGCACCCGCUCUUCCUGCACCCCGGCCAGUUCGCCAUGGGCAGCGCCUUCUCCAGCUUGACGGCCGGCAUGGGGCCCCUGCUGGCCACCGUGUCCGGCGCCUCCACCGGCGUCUCGGGCCUGGAUUCCACCGCCAUGGCCUCUGCCGCGGCGCAGGGACUGUCCGGGGCGUCUGCGGCCACCCUGCCCUUCCACCUCCAGCAGCACGUCCUGGCGUCUCAGGGCCUGGCCAUGUCGCCUUUCGGAAGCCUGUUCCCUUACCCCUACACGUACAUGGCGGCGGCGGCGGCCGCCUCCUCCGCUGCAGCCUCGAGCUCCGUGCACCGCCACCCGUUCCUCAACCUGAACACCAUGCGCCCGCGGCUGCGCUACAGCCCCUACUCCAUCCCGGUGCCCGUGCCCGACGGCGGCAGCCUGCUCACCACGGCCCUGCCCUCCAUGGCGGCGGCCGCGGGGCCCCUGGACGCCAAAGCCGCGGCCCUGGCGGCCAGCCCGGCCUCGGUGGCCGUGGACUCGGGCUCUGAACUGAACAGCCGCUCCUCCACGCUGUCGUCCAGCUCCGUGUCCUUGUCGCCCAAACUCUGCCCCGAGAAGGAGGCGGCCACCAGCGAACUGCAGAGUAUCCAGCGGUUGGUCAGCGGCUUGGAAGCCAAGCCGGACAGAUCUCGCAGCGCGUCCCCGUAACCCCCUCCCGGAGAAGGUCUCUUCGUUCCAGUCCAGUCGAGUCUGCAGUGCACUUUGUCGGAUGUGAAAUGGAAACCACGGGCCUGCCGUGGGGUGAGCCCUGUCUUUUGCGGUCGCGUCUGGGAAGGUGCCGGACUCCCCCCGGGAGAAUGUACUAGAGAAAGGCCCUGUCUUCUUGGCGUGGUUUAUGUAUCCGGGAUCUGGCCCCGAUUCCGGGGGCUCAGGAACAGUCUGUUGCAUUGAGCUGUUGGGGGUGGAAGUUCAAACAUGUGUGUCCAGAGAAACUUCCAGCAAGGCUGGUCUGGGAGCUGUGGCCAAGCCCACCAGGAGGGGAGAUGUUGUUCAAAGGCAUCUAUCUCCCUCAGUGUGGAUUUAUACAUAUAUAUAUAAUUUUUUUUUCCUUCAGUGUCAAGUGGAAACAAAAACAAAUAAAAUUUAAAAAAAAAUCGGGACAAAUGAAUACAUUAACAUGAUUCUGUUUGUGGAGAUUAAAAAUUUUAUAGUGACUUGCAUAUCGGUUCUCAAUAAAUUACUGAGCAGCGUUGUUUGGGUAGGGAAGUCCCUGCCACCCUUGUUUAGUCUAUAUUAAGGAAAUCUGUGUCUUUUUAAUAUUCUUGUGAUGUUUUAAGAGCCGCUAUAGGUCUCUUCUUGCAUGUUCCACAGUGAUGUAUUUGUGGGUUUUAUUUUGAAUGCUUGCUUUUAGAGAGAUAACAGCAUAAUAACCCCACACCCUUCUCCCCAUCCUGUGUCCUCAAAAAAUCGGCAACCCCAAGAGGGAGGGAGGAUUUGGAGGGAAGAAGAGUGGAAAACACACACACACACAAAAUGAAUUUAUUUUAUCUAAGCUGUGUAGCAGGAUUCAUGUUGUCCCUCUUUGGCAGUUCUCUUUUCCUGUAUAUGCAAUAACAAGGUUUUAAAAAAAAAUAAUAAAGAAGAAAAGCGCGACUAUUAGACAAAGUAUUUAUGUAAUUAUUUGAUAAACUCUUGUAAAUAGGUGGAAUAUGAAUGCUCGGAAAAUUAAACUUUAAUUUAUUGACAUUGUAUAUAGCUCUAUGUAAAUAGGAUUGCAACUGUCGGGUUUUGUGUUCUUGUUUUCCUUUCGUUGGUUUUAAUUCCAGGCCACAGAAUUGCUGUUUCACACUAGAAAACACACUUUCUGCACCAACACCAACACAUUUGCAUAAGAGCAGCUGGCAAAAAUUCUGUUUUUCUUUUUUGAUGUCCCAAAGUAGGGGAGAGUGCUAUUUCCUAUUUUAGCCAAAAUUGGGGAGGGGGUGCCACUUUCCAGCUGUACUUUAAAUCCUUUAAAACAUAACUCAGUUGCUAUGGGGAGGAAGGAGGGUAGAGACCAUGGUUUGUCUAAAGUUUUCUUUUGUAUUCACAUUUGCUUGUCUCUGAUUUUCCUGAAAAGAAAGUGGAAUUAAUUUACUACUGUUGUCAAUAUUGAUGGUGUUUUGAAUUGGUGCCUACAGUGAUAGACAGUUCAAAAGUCAGGUGCUGAGAGAUGGUUUAAAGACAAAAGUUCAUGAAGGUAUAUUUUGUGUUAUAGUUGUUGAUGAGUUCUUUGGUUUUCUGUAUUAUUUCCCCCCCCUUCUUUAAAACAUCACUGAAAUUUCAAUAAAUUUUUAUUGAAAUGUCU